Molecule: messenger RNA, 1338 nt
Organism: Phragmites australis (common reed)
Lineage: Eukaryota; Viridiplantae; Streptophyta; Magnoliopsida; Poales; Poaceae
Exons: 1
Coding region: 446-1213 (255 amino acids)
Source: RefSeq, a predicted model, not a curated record
CCCUGCGGUCCUCUGCUGCUGCCACGAUUACUACGGCGCUACCCCAAUUCCCAACACAUCUAGGGCUGGAACUGAUAACCACGCGCCAUAAUAUCUGCUGUGCUCUGCUGGUUCCAAUCCGAUCCGAGGUCAGGUGAGAAUCGGAAGUCCCUGAGACGGGACGGCCCCGGCCGGCGGGUUAUUAAUUGGCCGGGCGCACGGGCGUUUUGGCAAAGCGCGCGGCGAGCCUACUCGUCACGGACGCACGGGCGCCCGCGACUUCCUGCCUUCCCGGAGAUACAUAGAGUGAACGCGCCCCUCCGCUCCGCUACGCCCACGUAUAAAACGCGCGUCAACCCCCCUCGGAAUAACUAUACGCCCGCCCGCGCGCGCUUCAGCUCCUCGGCCGAUCGCUUCGGUCGUUUCUGCGAGCUAUCCAAUUCCAUCCGAUCCCGUUACCCAUCCAAUGAUGCUGCUGUCCGGCCCCUACUCCGCCGAGAAAUUCAGCCCCCCGAUCCCCGGCCUCCGCUCCCUGCUCGUCGUGCCGGAUGGCGCCCCCGGCGUCGUUACGCGGGCGGUCGUGGCGUUGGCGUCCCCACGCUGUCGCGGUGGUGAGGACGUCCACGGAAGCCGCGACGUGGCGAGCAUUAACGACGAGGAGAAGAACAUGAAAGCAAAGGAGGAGGAGGAGGAGGAGAACAUACACAUGGAUGAUGAGGAGGGGUGCUGGGUAUCGUACGGACGGCGGUGCCCGAGGCACUGGCUGCCCCCGCCCAUCCCGUCGCUGGUUGCGCGGGGCGCGCUGAGGCGGACACGCACCGACGACGGGAGGCUCGUGAUCAGGAUGGUGCCCGUCGUGCGUCCGGGGUGCAUCCGCGCCUGGUGCCGCGCAGGCCGCCUUACCAUGCAGUUCGUCGAGCGCGAGGACGAAUCUGCGUUCACCGCGACUCCGCUUCCAGCACCGAUCAGUGCGCGGGAAGAUGACACGACCCUGCAGGUGGACGAUGACAGGGCAGCGACGGCCGUAGGAGAAGGCGUUGACGACGGCACAGCUGCGCCGGUCAUAGGAGAAGACGUUGACGACGUGCAGGAGGAAGUGGCGGCAACGGAGGUGCUGCCGGCGGUGCCUCCGCCGCGGAUGCCCUCCGUGGGAUGCUUCGAGGAUGUGUUCAACUGCAGCUCGAUCGCUAGCAGCUCGCUGCACCAGAUCCCUAGCUUAAGGAUGGUGCAUUGAGCCAUUGAGACCGAUCGAGGAUAGGAAAUUUUGUAGCUCCGUGUAUAUAUGGUGCAUUGUAAAUAACACAUGCCCUAGUCGUAGGAAGAGAGUAAGUUUAAUAAGUUCAAUGUAUUUUCCUUGCC